Molecule: messenger RNA, 1719 nt
Organism: Aethina tumida (small hive beetle)
Lineage: Eukaryota; Metazoa; Arthropoda; Insecta; Coleoptera; Nitidulidae
Product: cyclin-A1
Exons: 5
Coding region: 115-1269 (384 amino acids)
Biological process (GO): regulation of cyclin-dependent protein serine/threonine kinase activity; mitotic cell cycle phase transition
Cellular component (GO): nucleus; cytoplasm; cyclin A2-CDK2 complex
Molecular function (GO): cyclin-dependent protein serine/threonine kinase regulator activity
Source: RefSeq, a predicted model, not a curated record
UACUUCCCUUGUAUCCUUGCUUUUGGCUACACGUUUCCAACAGUGUUUAAAGUAAAAUUUUUGCGUUUUUCUGCUUUAAGUCCAUUUUUAUAUACCCGCAAUAAAGUUUAAGAGAUGGCUACAUUUCGUAUAUUGGAGGAUGCCGAAAAGAAGAAUCGGAAUAUUUAUCCGAAACGAAAUGCCAAAGUCAUCACCACAAAAACGGAACCUUUUGCUGUGAAAAAUGAAAAUAAAUCGUCAUCCCUCAAUGACAGCCAUGUAGCGCAGGCUUCAAAGCGUAUACGAUUGUCCAAGAAAGAAAAUGUUGUGCCGCAAAUUAAGGAGGUUGUUGAGAAGACAAAGGUUUGCAAAAUCAAAGAAAAUACACCGCUUGCCCCCGUGGUUUUAGAUGAAGAUCUGCUGAACUUGGACGCAAAUACAACAACCGUCGGACCAAAGGAGGAAGUCCCAUCUUUUCCUGUUUCUCUACUUCACGAGAUUGAAUAUCGGGAGGACAUAUUUGACUACCUUAAGCAAAUGGAGAUAGUUUACCAAUCAAGUUCCAGCUACAUGGCGAAACAACCAGCGUUGAACUGGAACACUAGAAGUAUUCUGGUGGACUGGCUGGUUAGCGUUGGUGAAGAAUACAAACUCAACACUCAAACUCUUUACUUGGGUGUUAAUUACAUCGAUCGUUUCUUGAGCAGGAUCAGUGUUGUUCGCGAAAAGUUCCAACUUGUGGGCGCUGCUGCCAUGAUGGUGGCCGGAAAACUUGAAGAGAUUUACGCCAUCGAGUCACAGGAAUGGUCCUACCUAACGCAAGACUCUUUCAGCGUCAAACAAUUGUUAAAAAUGGAACAAAUGAUUUUGAAAGUGUUGCAAUUUAAAAUGCAGCCGCCAACGAUUUACAGCUUUCUGGAGCAUCUCAUCACCAGAUUCAACUUCGACAGUCAGACAAAACACUUAGCCAUGUUUUUGUGUGAAAUUAUGCUUCUGGAAGGUGGAGAAUACUUGGAUCAUCUGCCCUCGAAAUUGGCCUCCGCCUCAAUAGCUUUAGCACGUUAUACUCUUUCGAAGUCCAACAUUUGGCCGAAAGAAAUAAGGAAGGUUUCCGGUUAUUCGUUGAAACAACUAAGUCCUGUUGUACAAAAGCAGAAUAAGUCCUUUAAGGAAACGCCAUUGAAGAAGCAACAGGCAAUUCAAAAUAAAUAUACAAGCCACAAAUAUAAUUAUGUGGCGACGCUGAAGCCAAAAGUUCUUAAUUUGGAGGAUUUCGAUGACGAUGAUUGAAAUCUUUACUUAGUUAUGAAACUAUUGUUAUUAUUGUAUUGUAGUGUUUUUACAGGUUGUUCCGUACUUUAUGAUAUGAAUAUAUUACGAAAAAUAUAGGGGUGAUAAAAAUAAAACAAAAUAAUGGGGAAAAAGUCAAAAUAAAACGAAACGAUAGGAAUGUUUAGUAUUAUACAAAUUCGUAACUGUCCGGAUUAUAUUACGAUAAUUGAAUUAUUACUAUGUACUUCAUAAUUAUUUGUGCAAUUGUUUUUACAUUUUUAUCUAUAUUUUAUUUAUUAUGUGUCGACCUAUAUUGUUUUGAACUACUUUAGAUAUUUAUUUGUUGACUACGUACUGUCUUAUUAUAUGUAUUUGUUGUUAUUAAACACAUUGGAAUGUAUAUUUAUUAAUUGUAUGUAAUGUAUGUUGAAUAAUAAAGUGAUAACGAAUCAAUUGAUUCGUCAAGUA